Molecule: messenger RNA, 6577 nt
Organism: Caenorhabditis sp. 36 PRJEB53466
Lineage: Eukaryota; Metazoa; Nematoda; Chromadorea; Rhabditida; Rhabditidae
Source: the annotation of a GenBank genome assembly
AUGAAGGGUUCGUUUGGAAUUCCGGAAAAAUAUCAGUGGGUGAGUCAUUGUUCACAGUCUCUUUGCAAUACCUCAAACGGAACCCCCUUUCCUUUUUUCUUGCUCAUCUGACCAAAAAGCUGAGGUGCUCGAUAAUUACGCUCUGCAUUCAUUCGUGUUUCCGUCAUGUCAUUGUGCUCACCGGAAGAGCACGUUGGCAGUGAGUGAGCACACUCUUAUUGUCGGCUCGAACCAGUUUAGUCCUAGUUUUCACCUUUUCUUUGUGCGUUUCAAGAACUUUGAAUCGGAAUUUGAAUUUGAAUUUGAAUACAAUGUUUCUUGUGGACAAUUUGAAGUCUACGCUCGCCGAGGUGGGUCAUCUAUUAUGCAUUGGGAUAGGGUUUUGGGCGGGCAGUCUGUUUCAAAGUGUGCAUAGAUUCGUGUAAUUUGUGAAACUGUUAUUCUAGUUGAAAACAUGAAAUUAUGUGAAUUGACGUUCCAGGCGACAACACUCUUCGUCCACGUGGCACUCAUCGGCGGAGUGGCUCUGUACACAGUGUUCGGCGCACUUUCGAUGCAGUGGUUGGAGUCGCCCGAAAGAGUGUCAGUUGUAUCACUAUCAUUGCGGUUUCAGAGACCGUUUAUGUGGGCCAGAAAACAAAACAGUCUUGAUUGGCAUGAGCAGUGCAAAUUACUGACAGUUCACUGUUCCAAACACUCUAUUCAAGAAUGUUCAAUAAAUAAAUUUAAGAUGAUUCACACAAAAUUGCUACAAACCGUUUUCAGACGGGCUCUCGGCAAGCGAGAACUGCUCUCAAGGGCUGAAAAUCUGCCGGAUCCACCUUCGAUCACGGGUCUGCCUGAUAGGAUAACGAGGGUUUAUUUGGGAGAAGAACUCGGAGUUAUCGAUCAGCAAGUGAGUUCGGAUGGUCCCUCAGAACACACAUUUCUCGUUUUCCGGCUCCUCUAGUGGCUAAUUUCAAUGUGAAAACCAAUUUUCUCCGAGUUCUCACUUCUUUGCGUUGUCAGGUGCACAAAUGUCUCGAACGAACGAUUCUGACGUUAUUCCACGAGACGAAAUGCGAUCCGUACGAGCUGGAACAUUUGAACAUCGAGCUGAUAGACAGAUGCUAUGCAGAAGCGAAUGUGCCGAUUCCGGAAGAGUUUGGAGCACAGCCGAAGAGGAAGCAGAAGAAAGAGGAGGAAGAGGAAAAGAGAGAAGAAGAGGAAGUGCAGGUGGACAAGUGGUCGAUCGGGAACUCGGUGAUAUUCGCAUUCACUGUCAUCACUACCAUCGGUAUUGUUUGUUUCGUUGAAUACAAUAACAAGGAACCAUUAGUGCUUUUAUGCCGGUUGAGAAACAGAGAUUUUCAGUUUAAAUAAGUUAACAAUUAUGUUAUACUUCUCUACGUGACCGUCAACAGGUAGGUUGGCCUUAUGGGCCGUGGCUGACAUAGUUAGAUAGCUUAUACCAAGAGAAUCAAAUGUUCUGUUGAUCGUUUUUGCUGCCGGCAAUUUUUAAAAAUUGCCGCGUACCCGUGACCGUCAAGGGUACAUGCCAAUUUUUAAAAAUUCCCGCGUACCCUUGACCGUUAAGGGUUAAUGCCAAUUUUUAAAAAUUGCCGCGUACCCUUGACCGUCAAGGGUUCAUGCCAAUUUUUAAAAAAUGCCGCGUACCCGUGACCGUCAAGGGUACAUGCCAAUUUUUAAAAAAUGCCGCGUACCCGUGACCGUCAAGGGUACAUGCCAAUUUUUAAAAAUUCCCGCGUACCCUUGACCGUCAAGGGUACAUGCCAAUUUUUAAAAAUUCCCGCGUACCCUUGACCGUUAAGGGUUAAUGCCAAUUUUUAAAAAAUGCCGCGUACCCGUGACCGUCAAGGGUACAUGCCAAUUUUUAAAAAUUGCCGCGUACCCGUGACCGUCAAGGGUACAUGCCAAUUUUUAAAAAUUCCCGCGUACCCUUGACCGUUAAGGGUUAAUGCCAAUUUUUAAAAAUUGCCGCGUACCCUUGACCGUCAAGGGUUCAUGCCAAUUUUUAAAAAAUGCCGCGUACCCGUGACCGUCAAGGGUACAUGCCAAUUUUUAAAAAAUGCCGCGUACCCGUGACCGUCAAGGGUUCAUGCCAAUUUUUAAAAAAUGCCGCGUACCCGUGACCGUCAAGGGUACAUGCCAAUUUUUAAAAAUUGCCGCGUACCCUUGACCGUCAAGGGUACAUGCCAAUUUUUAAAAAAUGCCGCGUACCCGUGACCGUCAAGGGUCCAUGCCAAUUUUUAAAAAAUGCCGCGUACCCGUGACCGUCAAGGGUACAUGCCAAUUUUUAAAAAUUGCCGCGUACCCGUGACCGUCAAGGGUCCAUGCCAAUUUUUAAAAAAUGCCGCGUACCCGUGACCGUCAAGGGUUCAUGCCAAUUUUUAAAAAAUGCCGCGUACCCGUGACCGUCAAGGGUCCAUGCCAAUUUUUAAAAAAUGCCGCGUACCCGUGACCGUCAAGGGUCCAUGCCAAUUUUUAAAAAAUGCCGCGUACCCUUGACCGUCAAGGGUACAUGCCAAUUUUUAAAAAAUGCCGCGUACCCUUGACCGUCAAGGGUACAUGCCAAUUUUUAAAAAUUGCCGCGUACCCGUGACCGUCAAGGGUCCAUGCCAAUUUUUAAAAAAUGCCGCGUACCCGUGACCGUCAAGGGUUCAUGCCAAUUUUUAAAAAAUGCCGCGUACCCGUGACCGUCAAGGGUCCAUGCCAAUUUUUAAAAAAUGCCGCGUACCCGUGACCGUCAAGGGUACAUGCCAAUUUUUAAAAAAUGCCGCGUACCCUUGACCGUCAAGGGUACAUGCCAAUUUUUAAAAAAUGCCGCGUACCCUUGACCGUCAAGGGUACAUGCCAAUUUUUAAAAAUUGCCGCGUACCCGUGACCGUCAAGGGUCCAUGCCAAUUUUUAAAAAAUGCCGCGUACCCGUGACCGUCAAGGGUUCAUGCCAAUUUUUAAAAAAUGCCGCGUACCCGUGACCGUCAAGGGUUCAUGCCAAUUUUUAAAAAAUGCCGCGUACCCGUGACCGUCAAGGGUCCAUGCCAAUUUUUAAAAAAUGCCGCGUACCCUUGACCGUCAAGGGUACAUGCCAAUUUUUAAAAAUUGCCGCGUACCCGUGACCGUCAAGGGUCCAUGCCAAUUUUUAAAAAAUGCCGCGUACCCGUGACCGUCAAGGGUUCAUGCCAAUUUUUAAAAAAUGCCGCGUACCCGUGACCGUCAAGGGUCCAUGCCAAUUUUUAAAAAAUGCCGCGUACCCGUGACCGUCAAGGGUACAUGCCAAUUUUUAAAAAAUGCCGCGUACCCUUGACCGUCAAGGGUACAUGCCAAUUUUUAAAAAAUGCCGCGUACCCUUGACCGUCAAGGGUUCAUGCCAAUUUUUAAAAAAUGCCGCGUACCCGUGACCGUCAAGGGUACAUGCCAAUUUUUAAAAAAUGCCGCGUACCCUUGACCGUCAAGGGUUCAUGCCAAUUUUUAAAAAAUGCCGCGUACCCGUGACCGUCAAGGGUCCAUGCCAAUUUUUAAAAAAUGCCGCGUACCCGUGACCGUCAAGGGUUCAUGCCAAUUUUUAAAAAAUGCCGCGUACCCGUGACCGUCAAGGGUACAUGCCAAUUUUUAAAAAAUGCCGCGUACCCGUGACCGUCAAGGGUACAUGCCAAUUUUUAAAAAAUGCCGCGUACCCUUGACCGUCAAGGGUUCAUGCCAAUUUUUAAAAAAUGCCGCGUACCCGUGACCGUCAAGGGUACAUGCCAAUUUUUUAAAAAAAUGCCGCGUACCCGUGACCGUCAAGGGUUCAUGCCAAUUUUUUAAAAAAAUGCCGCGUACCCGUGACCGUCAAGGGUACAUGCCAAUUUUUUUAAAAAAAUGCCGCGUACCCUUGACCGUCAAGGGUACAUGCCAAUUUUUUAAAAAAAUUGCCGCGUACCCGUGACCGUCAAGGGUCCAUGCCAAUUUUUAAAAAAUGCCGCGUACCCGUGACCGUCAAGGGUUCAUGCCAAUUUUCAAAAAUUGCCGCGUACCCGUGACCGUCAAGGGUCCAUGCCAAUUUUUAAAAAAUGCCGCGUACCCGUGACCGUCAAGGGUUCAUGCCAAUUUUUAAAAAAUGCCGCGUACCCGUGACCGUCAAGGGUACAUGCCAAUUUUUAAAAAAUGCCGCGUACCCGUGACCGUCAAGGGUACAUGCCAAUUUUUAAAAAAUGCCGCGUACCCUUGACCGUCAAGGGUACAUGCCAAUUUUUAAAAAUUGCCGCGUACCCGUGACCGUCAAGGGUCCAUGCCAAUUUUUAAAAAAUGCCGCGUACCCGUGACCGUCAAGGGUUCAUGCCAAUUUUCAAAAAUUGCCGCGUACCCGUGACCGUCAAGGGUUCAUGCCAAUUUUUAAAAAAUGCCGCGUGUGAAUUUUUCAUUGGCCUGUGGUUUUCAGAGGGGCUUUUUGUGCACGCUUUCCGUGACAUUUUCACGUAUGAAGUCACCCAGUCGUGGAAUUUCUCGUGGUGGUUCUCUCCAUUGCGUGUGAUGUCCUUCGACAUAAAAACCAUGAUUUUAGUGGAAAUUUUCCGGCGCCAUUUUCUCGAAAUCCAGGUGCCGGCAGCAAAAACGAUCAACAGAACAUUUUAUCCUUUUGGUAUAAGCUAUCGAACUAUCUCAGUCACGGCUCAUAAGGCCAACUUACCUGUUGAUGAUUCCCUAGUGAAUACUCGAAGUCUAGUUCUUCUUAAUUGGACACUCGUUGCAGGCUACGGCCACGUGGCACCGGAGACGUUCGAAGGCCGUCUCUUCCUGAUUUUGUACGGCCUCGUCGGCGUUCCGUUCACCCUUCUCACGAUCGCCGAUCUCGGAAUGUUCCUCAACAAGUUCCUCAAGUAUCUGCUCAUUUCGGCUCAUCGAUUCUCGCGAUUUCUCAAGAAUCUGUGGCACGGAAUGAGGAAGAAGCCUCGGAAGACGAGCUCGGAGUCGGCAAGAUCGGAAGUUUGGAGUACGGGAAAGGAAAUGAAAGAAAUGAGCAUGAGAACGGCCAGGGAACCGGAACAAGAAGACGAGAUUCAGGAGAUGGAAAAGGGAGAAAAAGAAGGAGAAGAAGAGGAACAUGAAGAGCAGAAUGAGGAGCCGAGGUGGGCACAAGACUGUCAAUCAGCUGAACCUCUGUGACACUAUGUGUACUAGUUCAGAAAAACGGAAGAGUCAAUAGCGCUCGGGAUCACUUUCACGUGUUACUUGCUGGCUGGCGCAAAGAUAUUGUCGGUUUACGAGCCGGAAAUGGACUUUUUCAAGGCGCUCUACUUCAAUUUUGUCACUCUCACCACCAUCGGAUUGGGCGAUUUUGUGCCGAAGAGGUGAGUUCCGAAGAGGAAUGGACAGAUUCCAUUACAAAGUAACUGGACUUGAAGGUCACAGCGUCUACUUUCCAAUACAAUUUUUCCGUGUAGAAAAUAGUCAUUUAGAAAAAUUAGAAAAGUAUCAUUUGUUUGGAUUUAUUGAUUCGCUGAAACUGAAACAUCUGCGUUUUCAGUUUGUGUUUACUGACAAUAACGUUUCUGAUAAAAGCUUAUAAUGUUCAGUUUCGACUACCUGCUCGUCACUCUCAUCUACAUCGGAAUCGGCCUCGCCCUCACCACGAUGGCCAUCGAAAUCGCGGCCGACCUGCUGAAGAAACUGCACUACAUCGGCCGGAAGAUGGAGAACGUCGGCAGUGCGGUCGUCUGGUUCGGCGGCAAAAAGUGAGACUGUUGUCGUGUUUUCUUAUUGAUAGAAAAGGAAUUAGAAGAUGUUUUGAGAGGGUUGUAAAGCUGUAACGUUUUGGAAAAAGCUAUCUAAAACUGUUUUGUUGCAGAAUGACAAUGAAGGCGCUCGUGAAGCACUUGGGCGAUCAGUUCAACAUUCCCGAGGAGGAACUCGCCAACUUUGACAUGUCCGCGUUCGUCGACAAUGCGAUCAAAGUGGAAAAGGGAGAGAUGGCCACGCUCAGGGUGUGCCCUACUUACUUUCCCUCCGAACUUUGAUUCAACUCGUUUGCAGAAGCCGUCGACGCCUCCGGUCGUGUUCAGAGAUCGCGCGUUCAGCUACAGUAACGUGCGCAAAUCGAGUGAGAGCGCUCUCAAAUACGUGGACGACAGCAGAUUCAGCAAGGCCACCGGUACGUAGUACAGUUUCAUUUUGGAGAACGAAACGAUCAAUUUGAGAGCCGUCGACAGCAGUGAUCCACGAGACCACACGGACAAUCGAUACUCUGCAGAACUUGGCGGGCGCGAUGCGAACCAAUCCUUCCGUGAGUUUUCUUCCGUUUCGCGCAACUUUCUACAUCAAAUCCGAUCAUGCCUGUGUUACGUGUGAAAGUGUAAAAGUACGCCAAAAACGGUGUUUCCCACGUUUUUAAUGCAAUUUUUUCGCACAAAAUAUUCCAGUUUCAAAAAACUUGAAAAUAAAUUCUGGAUUUUCUAGAGCUUGGUUGUUCUAUCAUACGGUAUCAUACCUUCAGAUUCCGCGUUUGGACUUGGACGUGCAUUAUCUGACGGACAUGUCCGCGCCGUCUUCCUUCGAUGAGAACUACCUUCGGACGUAUCCGAACGCUCACAGACAGUGA